CAAAAUUUAGGAGACUGUAGAGUUUAGGACGAAAGAGCAGCAUAAUACGGAGCAGAGGAAGAAGAAACCCUAAAGCGACGGGGUGGAGCUGUAGAACGCCACAAUCGCUAUUGUCUCAAAUUCGGAAUUACCAUCGUCGACAGCCAUGGAUGCUAUAAGGAAGCAGUUGGAUGUGCUAAUGGGAGCCAACCGGAAUGGCGACGUCACCGAGGUGGAUCGGAAAUACUACGACCGCGACGUCUGCCGUCUCUUUCUCUCCGGCCUUUGCCCUCAUGACCUCUUCCAACUCACUAAAAUGGAUAUGGGGCCAUGCCCAAAGGUGCAUUCAUUGCCACUGAGGAAAGAAUAUGAGGAAGCAAAAUCAAAAGGUCUUGAUAACUAUGACAGAGACUUGGAGGAUGUUAUUGACAGGCUGAUUGUUGAGUGUGAUAGGAAGAUAAGUAGAGCUGUCAAACGGCUUGAUGAAGAGGAUGCCAAAGCUGCUAUUGCCAUCUCAGUGUCCGAAGUUACUCAAACAGCUGAAACUCUUGAGUUAUCCAAGCAAAUUAAGGAGAAGUUAAAAGAAGCUGAUCAAAAUGAUCUUGAAGGCAAGACAGAUCUUAAAAUUCGUGCUCUUGAAGAGCUUGAAGAACUCAGAACAAAGAGAGCAGACAAACAAGCAAUUCUGCUUUUGGAUGCAUUUAACAAAGAUCGGGCUUCUCUACCUCAGCCACUUCAAAACCCUCCACAGCUGGAGCCCACGACUGCAGCUGCUACAGAUCCUCGCAUACAGGAGCUGAUAAAUGAGAAAUUAAAGAAAGCUGAAGAUCUUGGUGAACAAGGGAUGGUUGAUGAGGCGCAGAAAGCAUUGGAAGAGGCUGAAGCACUAAAGAAGCUGCCAGCACGCCAGGAACCCAUCCUUGAUUCCUCAAAAUACACUGCUGUUGAUGUGCGCAUUACUGAUCAGAAGCUGCGUGUGUGUGACAUUUGUGGAGCAUUUUUAAGCGUUUAUGACAGUGAUCGUCGUUUAGCUGAUCAUUUUGGGGGAAAGCUCCAUUUGGGCUAUAUGCAAAUCCGAGAGAAGUUGGUUGAACUUCAGGAAGAGAGAAACAAUAAACGGAAAGCUUUUGAAGAAGAGAAGAUAUCUAGAGAACGAAGGAGCCGAGACCCUGAAAGGGAAUCAAGUAGGGAUCGAGGUGAUAGCCGUGAAAGAGGGAGGGAUUAUGAUCGUAAAAGCAAAGAUCGUGAUAGGUAUAGUGACCGAGAUCGCGGCUAUGAUAGAGAGAGGGAGCGUUCUCGUAGCUAUGAUUCUAGAAGGAGUCACCGCAGAUCACGAUCUCGAUCCAGAGAACGCUCAAGGGAUUAUGAUCGCCACAGGCGUUAUGAUCGCUACUAGGUCAAGAGUCAAGACUGCAGUCUUUGGUGGGCUUAUAAUUAGGUGCACAACUGUUGUUGCAUCUGCAGCUGAAAAUUCGGAAACUGACUAUUGUCAGUCAAUGGGCGGCAUUUUGCAUCUUAUGAUUGUUUGGUGGUGAUACCGUAUUUGUACUAGUUGGGGUAGUUGCCAAAUUUACUGUAAAAUAAUCUUAUGGAUUUUUGUAGGGUAAUGUUUCCGCUUUGUACUUUCACAUUGUGAGCAUAAAUGAUACUCGGUAUAAAA
This is a messenger RNA of Ipomoea nil (Japanese morning glory), 1639 nucleotides long. RefSeq names its product putative RNA-binding protein Luc7-like 2. Bases 146 to 1375 code for a protein of 409 amino acids. Gene Ontology annotation, molecular function: mRNA binding. Gene Ontology annotation, biological process: mRNA splice site recognition. The transcript is spliced from 14 exons. Gene Ontology annotation, cellular component: U1 snRNP; U2-type prespliceosome. Lineage: Eukaryota; Viridiplantae; Streptophyta; Magnoliopsida; Solanales; Convolvulaceae. The record is from RefSeq and is a predicted model, not a curated record.